Molecule: messenger RNA, 1403 nt
Organism: Otolemur garnettii (small-eared galago)
Lineage: Eukaryota; Metazoa; Chordata; Mammalia; Primates; Galagidae
Gene: EID3
Product: EP300 interacting inhibitor of differentiation 3
Exons: 1
Coding region: 88-1200 (370 amino acids)
Biological process (GO): DNA repair
Cellular component (GO): nucleus; Smc5-Smc6 complex
Source: RefSeq, a predicted model, not a curated record
GGCUGCCCUUUGGAUUUCCGCCCGCGUCGGAAACGCUGAGGAGGCCGUUAGAGGAGCGCGGUUUCCAGAGCGACGCCGGUUGCCGAUAUGUCUCUUGAAGAAGGUUCCUUGAUGGCAGACGAAGAGAAGCCCGUGGAGCCUGUCCUGACCUUCACCGUUAGUGAGUACUCGGUGAAACAGAUGGUGGAGGAGAAAGAGCGGAGGAAGGCGGAGGAGGCGGUGGGGGCUGAUGGCUUCUCUGACGACUUCAGCUCUGGGGACGACGACGACGACAUAGACCCACAACUCCUGGGGCUUUCAGAUGACGAAGGGACAUGUCGUACUAUCCGCAAGCAGUACCGGCAGCUCAUCUACAGCGUCCAGCAGAACCGCGAGGACAUAGUGAACACCGCGAGCGACUCGUUAACCGAGGCGCUUGAAGAAGCCAACGUCCUGUUUGAUGGAGUGAGCCGAACAAGAGAAGCGGCCCUCGACGCCCAGUUUCUUGUUUUGGCUUCUGAUUUGGGUAAAGAAAAAGCAAAGCAGUUAAACGCUGAUAUGAGCUAUUUUAAUCAAGUAUCAUUUUGUGACUUUCUGUUUAUAUUUGUGGGUCUGAAUUGGAUGGAAGACGAUGAGCGUGAUGAGUUGAGUGGUUGUGAUGAUAAUGUAGCUCUUUCCUUCUGGGAGACAAUACAUAAAGAAGCAACAUCUUGGCUGUCACAAGCAGAAACAUUCCACUUUAUUUUUGGCUCAUUCAAGCCAGAACCUUCUGCUCGAAAACCCCGACAACAUCAGAAGAAAGGUCUCCAAAUGGAAGAAAAUAGGGAUAUGCCUACAAAGCUGAGGAGAUUAGACCUAAAUAGUAAUCACGAAACAACAGAAGUAGAAGUAGAAAGAAUUUUGGGAUUGUUGCAAACCUACUUUCAGAAGUAUCCUGAUACUCCUGUGUCCUAUUUUGAAUUUGUGAUUGAUCCGAACUCUUUUUCUCGUACUGUGGAGAACAUAUUUUAUGUUUCUUUCAUAAUAAGAGAUGGCUUUGCAAGAAUAAGGCUUGACCAAGACAGGCUGCCAAUAUUAGAGCCAACUAAUACUAACCAGAUUGGUGAGGGAAGUGAUCCUAGUUCCCACGGCAGGAAACAAGGAGUUAUAUCUUUGAGUUUACAGGACUGGAAAAAUAUUGUGGCGACUUUCGAAAUUUCGGAGGCCAUGAUCACAAAUUAAUACUAAACAUUUCUUAGUAUGGGAUCCUUUUUGUGGUUUUUCUGAAGUAUCCCAAAAUGGAGAGUAAAAUCUAAACAGAAGCACAUAAUGUAUCUCUUGUAAAGUGAAAAAGUAUUUUCAAAAAGUCAGAAAUUGUUUUACUGUGAGUGUAUUUUUCUUGGUAACUUAGAAGAUCACAGUCUUAUUAAAAAAAAUUUCACUGA